AUGUUUUAUACUUUCGUUGAAGCACUACCCUACAAUCCGGACCGCAAACAGUUUCUGUUUGUGACCUUAGUAGCCGCAGUUCUAGUCUUCCUCUUCUUUGUCCAGCUUCGUGGCUCAAAGGUCAAAUCUCAGUACCCCCUCGUGGGCUUUAAUCUCAAAAAUAAGCUAUUCACGAGCGUACGCCAGCGGUGGUUCUGGUUCAAGCAUGGCCCAGAACUUAUACACGACUCUUUUAAGAAGUUUCCCGAUGCGAUCUUCACCCUCCCAUCACUCGAUCGCACUUCCAUAGUUCUACCUCCUCGCUUUCUGCAGGAGAUUAGAGACCUUCCUGGCACCAUCGGCAACAACUCUCAUGCAACCUCGGAUUUUUUUAUCGGCGAUUGGACAACGCUGGAUUACGAGAUCUUUAACCAUUCUACAAUUGAUGCCAUCAAGACACAAUACAUUGCCAAGAUUGGCCAACAAAUUGGGCCCGCUUCGGACGAGGCAUCAUACGCUUUUAACAAACAUUUUGGUCGAUAUGAAGACUGGACUCCCAUCGUGGCCCAGCCCAGAAUUCUGCAACUUGUGUCACAAAUGGUAGCUCGUACCAUUGUAGGGCCAGACAUAUGUCGUGAUCCGGAAUGGGUUCCAGCUGUGAUCACUUAUGCACAGAAUGUUUUCAUGGCCGCAGUUGCCUUCAAGCUUGUGCCUGAUAUGGCAAGACCCUUUGCAGGACUCUUUACGCCUUACCUCUACCGUAUUCAUAGGGCUCGCCGUACCAUCAGGAGACUCGUCCGCCCAGCGAUCGAACAAACGAUGGCUUGGCGUCGUGAAAACCCCGAGUCCUGGACAGCACAUACUAAAGAUGACACAGUGACGACGCUGGAGUGGCUAGUAGAGACAUCCGAGCCUAAAGAUGCAACUGUGCCAAUGAUUGCUCAUCGUCUUACUGGUGUUAGCUUUGGUGCAGCUCAUACAACUUCGAACACCAUCACAAACGCCAUUCUAGACCUGGCCAACGACUUUGACCAUUGGGCACCACCGCUACGACAAGAAAUCGGUAGCGUCCUAGGUGAAAACUCGAUCACCAGUCUUUCUAACUCCGAUCUGUCCAAAAUGUGGAAGCUCGACAGCUUCCUGAAAGAGUCACAGAGAUUUCAUCCUCCAUCAAAGCUCUCUGUCAACCGAAAGAUGAUGAAAGAUCACACUCUCUUUUCAGGAGAUGUUCUUCCCAAGGACGCCCAUGUUUCAUUCGCUGGAGUACCCAUGUCCAUGUCUGAGGAAUUUCUCAAAAACGCCGAAGAAUUCGACGGUUUCCGUUUUGAGCGCCUCCGCCGUAAUCCCGAAACGGAUCAUAACGGUUUGCAAUUCACUUCCUCUUACGCAGGUAGCCUACAUUUUGGACACGGUCGAUACAUGUGCCCUGGAAGAUUUAUGGGCAGUUUGAUCAGCAAGCUGAUGGUGAUUGAGCUGUUGAGGCGAUAUGACCUAAAGCUACAAGAGGGAGGCCGGCCUAAAAAUAUCAUGUUCUUUGACAUGGAUAUCCCAGAUCCCAAGUAUGAGAUCUUGUUCCGUGACAGGAAGGCUUAA
This is a messenger RNA of Talaromyces stipitatus ATCC 10500, 1572 nucleotides long. Its product is annotated as cytochrome P450, putative. Bases 1 to 1572 code for a protein of 523 amino acids. Gene Ontology annotation, molecular function: oxidoreductase activity, acting on paired donors, with incorporation or reduction of molecular oxygen; monooxygenase activity; heme binding. The record is from RefSeq and is a predicted model, not a curated record. The transcript is spliced from 4 exons. Lineage: Eukaryota; Fungi; Ascomycota; Eurotiomycetes; Eurotiales; Trichocomaceae.